ACUGCUUAAAACACAGGAAGAAGAAGACGAAGCAGUCUCACUUGGUGCAUGUUCGAAGGAUAUUCCACCAUAAUGUAUUUGACCGCUUGGUAAAACAGUAUCAUUUUAUAUUUUUGCUUGAUUUACUUCUGCCAGACGAUAAAGGGAGGCGGGUUGACAUACCCUACGGUUUACCCAGGCGUUAACAUGCUUCCACAGCUCUGUACACGGGCCCUGUUAUUAUGUAAAGGUCGUCCGUCAGUGUUGACACGCCGUGCUUACACAGCAGCGGUUGACCAGGCGUCUUUGCUCCGCAGUCAGACUCCUCAGCUCAACUCCAACAGGACGUCCGUGGUGCGCUGUGGUCGACAGAAAUAUGAGAGGCUAUACCCUGUGCUGCUGGUCCGUCCCGAUGGAUCUACAAUCCAUAUUAGAUACAGAGAACCCAGGCGCAUCCUUUUGAUGCCGGUCAAUCUGGCCACACUUUCUGAAGAGGAGCGUCUGCUUCGGAUGAAAAAGAGGGACGUGAGAAAAGAAGUCAAACAGACAUCCGUCCACUAUGAAGAUGACUUCGCAGCUGAGAAAUACAGUCACCUCUGGAAGAAGAAAUGAUGUUUUGAUAGGAGCAUGGACUAAAUAAGUCACUUCAUCCCUUAAAAUCAUUCUUACAAUACACACACUUUUGUCAUCUCAUGAAAAUAAAAUAAAGCAGUUUCUCAAUAAAA
Cheilinus undulatus (humphead wrasse) is the source of this 704-nucleotide messenger RNA. It is a transcript of the gene mrpl55, whose product is annotated as mitochondrial ribosomal protein L55. Bases 187 to 591 code for a protein of 134 amino acids. The transcript is spliced from 3 exons. The record is from RefSeq and is a predicted model, not a curated record. Lineage: Eukaryota; Metazoa; Chordata; Actinopteri; Labriformes; Labridae. Gene Ontology annotation, biological process: translation. Gene Ontology annotation, cellular component: mitochondrial large ribosomal subunit. Gene Ontology annotation, molecular function: structural constituent of ribosome.